Molecule: messenger RNA, 615 nt
Organism: Haemonchus placei
Lineage: Eukaryota; Metazoa; Nematoda; Chromadorea; Rhabditida; Trichostrongylidae
Source: the annotation of a GenBank genome assembly
AGAUUCGAGGAAUACCGCGAAGUCGGGUCAUUCAAGAAGGAUACUGCUUUGACCGGGAAUACUGUUGCUGAUAUUGUAAUUAUUAUGCAAACUCUUCCCACAUCUUCGAGCACAGAAGGAAGGUUGAUCAUCUUCUUCAAUAAUUUUCAAAUCAUAAUCCUCUUCGAAACUAUUUACCCUGAACUACUGUACUGGCUUCUAGUUGUUUCGUGUGUCUCGCGUGACUACGGAUGUCUUUUGGCCGCUGCCAACGCUCAAGUACGCAUUCUUAUAACGACGCUCCCUAGUAAUGCACCCAAUUUGGAACCAGAUCUCCACUUAGCGGAGCGCGUCAUGAUGAUAAAUCACCAUGCACUACGUCACGUCGUAUGGUUUGAAGAAUCUUCUUUCAAAGUGAGUGAGCUCGGGUUUUGUGAUAUUCUUGCCAUAGACGUACGGCUUCUUUCCAGAUGCUUUAUUUGGUUGCCCUUGCUUCAAGUUCUUGAUUUAGGAAUCUUUCUACCUGGAAGUCCCACACUAUUCGACCCAACUGAACCAGGGAUGCGGAUUGCUUAUGAUCUCUCCUUUGAAGAUAUGGUAAGUUUGCUUUUCCCUGUUUUCUGUUACACUUUCUGA